This is a messenger RNA of Tinamus guttatus (white-throated tinamou), 1319 nucleotides long. RefSeq names its product transmembrane protein 184A (gene TMEM184A). NCBI's taxonomy places the organism in Eukaryota, Metazoa, Chordata, Aves, Tinamiformes, Tinamidae. The record is from RefSeq and is a predicted model, not a curated record.
AUGAGCAGCAGCACCCGCGCCCUGUCCUCUCCCGUGGCUCCCAGCACAGCUCCCAGGCUGUCCACGGCACCCGGCCUCACAGCCCUCACCACCCCGGAUGGCUCCGCGCUCGCGGCCGCCCACAACGGCUCCCAGGGCAGCGGGCAGCUCUUCCUGUGCACCACGACGGCGCAGGUCAUCUCUGGCUUCUUCGUGUGGUCAGCGCUGAUCCUCACCUUCCACCAGAUCUACAUGCACCUGAGGAACUACACCGUGCCCAAGGAGCAGCGCUACAUCAUCCGCAUCCUCUUCAUCGUGCCCGUCUAUGCUUUCGACUCCUGGCUCAGCCUCCUCCUCCUCGGGAGCCACCAGUACUACGUGUAUUUCGACUCGGUGCGCGACUGCUAUGAAGCUUUUGUGAUUUAUAGUUUCCUGAGCCUGUGCUUUGAGUACCUUGGCGGCGAGAGCACCAUCAUGACGGAGAUCCGAGGGAAGCCCAUAGCGUCCAGCUGCUUUUACGGGACGUGCUGCCUGCAGGGCAUGUCCUACUCCAUCGGAUUCCUGCGCUUCUGCAAGCAGGCCACAUUGCAGUUCUGCAUUGUGAAACCCCUCAUGGCCAUCGUCACCAUCAUCCUGCAGGCGUUCGGGAAGUACCAUGACGGGGACUUCAAUGUCCACAGCGGCUACCUCUACAUCACCAUCAUCUACAACUUCUCCGUCAGCCUGGCCCUUUAUGCCCUCUUCCUCUUCUACUUUGCCACCAUGGAUCUCCUACGCCCCUUCAAGCCAGUGCUCAAGUUCAUCACCAUCAAGGCAGUCAUUUUCCUCUCCUUCUGGCAAGGGACGUUGCUGGCAAUCCUGGAGAAAUGUGGGGUGAUCCCUGAAGUCCAGAUUAUUGAUGGGAAGGAAGUGGGAGCUGGGACAGUGUCUGCUGGCUACCAGAACUUCAUCAUUUGUAUUGAGAUGUUUUUUGCCUCCAUUGCUCUGCGCUAUGCGUUUACGUGCCAGGUGUAUAUAGAGAAGAAAGAAAAUUCAGCAGCAAACCUUGCCCCAUUGCAGAGCAUCUCGAGUGGGCUGAAGGAGACCAUGAGCCCCCAGGAUAUCGUGCAGGACGCGAUUCACAACUUCUCGCCCACGUACCAGCAGUACACCCAGCAGUCGAUGCAAGACGCGGAGCACAAAGCGCCCGGGGAAAACGGGCAUGUGGUGGCCAAGGCAGAGGGACUGAGCGGCAAAAAGAGCAAAAACAUUGAGAAAAGAGUGUUGAUCCUGUCAGACGAGGAACUGUAGGAGACACCAGAGGGGACAGCGACAAUGGAGAGGCUUAAAGCCAUGCGAAU